Ambispora gerdemannii is the source of this 873-nucleotide messenger RNA. The record is from the annotation of a GenBank genome assembly. Lineage: Eukaryota; Fungi; Glomeromycota; Glomeromycetes; Archaeosporales; Ambisporaceae.
AUGACAUUACCGAUUGAUAUGAAAAUAGACUUAUUAUCGAGAUUUCAUAAAAUUAUUUAUGAACGAGGAUGGAAUUUCACUUCAAGUGGCCCAAAUGAAGACCGGCAAUUAUUAGUAGAAUUUAAUGUUGUGAUAGAAGAAUUUUUGAAUCUUGAAAAAAAAUAUCAAACUAUUAUUGAAAAUAUAACACAAGCGAUGGGACAGGGAAUGGCAACUUAUGCAAAGCAAGCAGCUGAAAAUAAUUUUGCCAUAAACACAGUAGUAGAUUAUGAAUUAUAUUCGCAUUACGUUGCUGGAUUAGUCGGUAUUGGACUUGCUGAUAUUUUUAUUGCUAGAGGGUUAUUAGAUUCAAAAACGAUAGGAAAUAUUAACAAUCGAGAAAAUGCUGGAAUUGUUGGGAUAUUUCUUCAAAAAGAAAACAUAAUUCGAGAUUAUUCAGUUGAUUUACGAGAAAAUCGGAAAUACUGGCCAAAAGAAAUUUGGUCGCGUUACGUAAAUGAUCUCCAAGAUUUAUCGAAACCUGAAAACCGUACUCUUGCGAUCUAUUGUCUAUCGGAUAUGAUUUAUGACGCAAUUCGUCAUGUACCUGAAAUCUUGACACAUUAUGAAAGACUUGAUAAUGGAAGAGUUUUUACCAUGUGUUCUGGCCCAAUUGCUGCCAGCAUAGCGAAAUUCGCUUUAUUCUUCAAGAAUUAUGAUGUCAUUUACCAAGUUGUUGAGAUCAGAAAGGGACUGGCCAUUAAGUUAUUGCUCAAAAGCACCAAUAUUAAAAAUGUCGCCGAGAUUUAUUUGAAUUAUAUAAACGAGAUUCAAAAGAAAAACAAUGAUGAACUCGACCCAAAUUUCACAAAGGUUAAUAAUAUCUGUAACGAG